Chanos chanos (milkfish) is the source of this 696-nucleotide messenger RNA. Its product is annotated as tumor necrosis factor receptor superfamily member 14-like. NCBI's taxonomy places the organism in Eukaryota, Metazoa, Chordata, Actinopteri, Gonorynchiformes, Chanidae. Bases 1 to 696 code for a protein of 231 amino acids. Gene Ontology annotation, molecular function: protein binding. Gene Ontology annotation, cellular component: external side of plasma membrane. The transcript has 6 exons. The record is from RefSeq and is a predicted model, not a curated record. Gene Ontology annotation, biological process: negative regulation of alpha-beta T cell proliferation; positive regulation of cytokine production involved in immune response; defense response to Gram-positive bacterium.
AUGGUUCUUUUUCACAACUUUCAACUCUGCAUCAGUGCAUGUGGUAAAGCUGAAUAUGAAGUGGAUGGAGAAUGUUGUCCUAUGUGUAGCCCUGGUUUCCAUGUGUACAAACGGUGUUCUGAGUAUACAUCUACAUCAUGUAAACCCUGUUCUCCAUCUACUUUCACUGAUCUACCCAAUGCGCUGCUUCAAUGCUUACAAUGUACAGUCUGUGAUUCCAGUCAAGGGUUAAGAACAAAGACAGAGUGCACAUCUACUGCAGACACCAUCUGUGAACCACGUGAAGGACAUUACUGUAUUGACCUACACAAACACGGCUGCAGAGCAGGUGUUGAACAUUCAACAUGUAAACCUGGACAAUACAUCAUACAAAAAGGAACAGCAGAUACAGACACUGUGUGUGGUGACUGUGUUGGUGAAACUUACUCAGAUGGCUCAUUCACAUCCUGUCUCCCACAUACUCAGUGUGAGAGUUCCAAUGGUGUCGUGAGAUGGGUAAAAAGGCCAGGGACUCAUUCAUCAGACACCGAAUGUGAAGAAAAACAUACAGUUCCUAUCGUACUUGGUGUUAUAUCUGGGGUUUUAGUUAUUGGCGAGCACAGACUGCUAAUCCGACUUGUGAGGAGUCAACAUCCAUGGUCUGAGACGAUUCGAGACAAGACCAGGCCUCCAGACCAGCCUGCCGGUCAUAACUGA